This is a messenger RNA of Tyto alba (common barn owl), 12297 nucleotides long. RefSeq names its product zinc finger protein 148 (gene ZNF148). The coding region runs from base 3268 to 5928 and encodes 886 amino acids. The transcript has 7 exons. Gene Ontology annotation, cellular component: nucleus. The record is from RefSeq and is a predicted model, not a curated record. NCBI's taxonomy places the organism in Eukaryota, Metazoa, Chordata, Aves, Strigiformes, Tytonidae. Gene Ontology annotation, biological process: regulation of transcription by RNA polymerase II. Gene Ontology annotation, molecular function: RNA polymerase II cis-regulatory region sequence-specific DNA binding; DNA-binding transcription factor activity, RNA polymerase II-specific.
UUACUAGAGUAAAAAAGCUAAUUGUGUUUGGAGGAAUGAGACUAUGAACUGUGAGUUGCGACAUCUGCACAGGGGAGGGGAGAAGACAGACAUAUUGUACCCUUUUAUAUAUCAGCAAAAGCAGAAAAGCAGGAAGGAAACUUCAUCCAGGGCAGAGUCAGGACAAGUCACAUCACUAGACUUCACACAUCACUCCAAAGGCAUAGAUAAAAGGUUAUGUGCAUAUAUGGAAUGGGGGGGUGAGGGGGAAGCUACACUUUAUGUUUGUUGAUUUACUUGUUUGUGGGCUAAAUGACUGAGCAGUUGGCUCAUGCUAACAAUAUUUUCAAACAAACAAAAAAAUACUUUUUAAAAAACUGGGAUUUAAAGAGAGUUACAAGGAUAAAGCAAGACCUGGAAAAUAAGAGUUAAAAAUUCUGAUACACUGUCCUUAAACCCACUAGCUAAAACUAAUGAUUAGAAGCUCAGGCUAGAUUAAUAUAGACAAAUAUGAAAGCAUAACUUUAAGAGUUAGGCUAAGUGGCCAUCUUGAAAACCGACCUAACCGGUGGAUUUCUCUCAAAUUCCCAGACUGGAUCUUUCCAGAUCAGCUGCUGCUUCACUAGAGGUUACUGGCUUGAUGCACAAACUUCUGAAUGAAAUCCUUCAGUGUGUCAUGCAGGAGGUCAAAUGAGACAGUUCUGCUUGUUCUACACAGUUACCUCUGAAGCCACUUCCUGUUUAAGACCUUUUCAAAACACACAUAUGUUCUCCAACAAUUCCCCCAAACCACUCGUUUUAAUAUAUAGCCUAUGUGUGCUUCCUAUUUUUGUUUCUAGAUUUAUAAAGGGAAGAAAAAAAAAAAAAAAAAGUGGAAAAAAGUGCCUUUUACUUUUCACUAUUUACACCUCCUAAAGAAAGGAAACUGAAACAUACUGUGUUCCAAGCUGCACACGCAUUGCCUUCUAGAGGGUUUCUCAUGGGUGGGCAACUUCUGGAAUUUAGGAGGGAGAGGGAAGGCUAUAUUAAAGAUUGUUAAAUAUUUCCCUAGGGAAAAGCAGAGUUUCUCUGCUAUUUACACAGCAGGAUAAGAAAAAAAAAAAUAGGUCAAAAUGCAAGCGCUCCUUUAAACUCCUCAAGCUACUGACUUUAUAUAUUCCUUUUCUAUUUAGUUAUGUCAAAACACUAAUAUUAAUAAAUAAACACUACAGUAUUAAAUGUGUCAGAACACUAAUACAAACGUCACCGCCAUAGCUGUGUGACUUGGUGAGAAACUACCAUAAUUUGAAAAUACAGGUAGCAAAGAGGAGAAUGUCCAAGGUAGCCAUGCGUCUCUUGGCUACCCCUGCUUCGGUGGGGGCUGCUUCCAGAUGAACAAAGCACUGUAAGAUUCUCACUGAAUUUGACAAUUUGUAGGUGCUCAGUUCCUCUUAAAAAACAAAAAAACCCACUCUAACCCAAACUGACAUUUGAAAAUUGGAGCAUGUCUUCAUUAAGGUUAUAGAAGAAUGGUAGGAGAGUAAGGAACAGAACCCAAAUAUGCUGAGUCUUACUUCUUUGCACUAAACACAAGACAGUCUUUCUUCUUCAUAUUACCCUGUUAAUUGCCAAACAAAAUUUUUUGAAAAGCAGGUUCCAAUUGAUGUGUCCUUGGAGAAAGACUUGUGCUCACCCUGCAGAAAGCUUUAAUUCCUCAGUGUAUUUUAAAAUAAGGUUUUAGUGCUGAGCUUCCUGACUCAGAUUUAAUGAAAUUCAAAAGAUUUUUUGACAGGUAAAAAUGAAUAGUCACCAAAUUAAUUGUCUUUGAAGGAAAAAAAAAAAAAUCAAAGCUGCAUAAAUGUGCAUCUUCCCUCAGUUUCUAAAACUCUAUUUUCAGAAACUGAAAAGUUUCCCAUUUCAUUCAGCAGGCAGGUUAAUGACACUUCUUGUAUUUAUGUAAAAUUGUGCAUGAAAUGUAGCCACAUUUUAUUAACUCCUUCCUCUGUUCAUACAGUUUGAGUACUCAACGCAAUUAUUUUGAAAUAUACGUAUUGCAUUAAGCCAGGGUAGACCUUCAAACUGGGUCCUAAUGUCAUUAAUAUUUUCUUCUUAAUGUAAUUUAUUACUGUAACUGGAUGGCACAAUCUAUGACCUGUGUAAGGAUGCACCUUAUUAAUGCAUCUUGUUAAAGGAACUAGAAACCCUACAUAAAGCUGACUCACCAGGCAGAUGCAUCUUACUUCUAACAGGACCUGAACGAAGGGCAUAAGCCUCGUCGCAGAGACAGGGUGAUCCUGUAGGACAACCUGGGAAUAACUAAGCUUGUAGCAAAACGCUUUGGGCUGCUGCUGAUUGAAUGACUCACAAAGCUAAACCCGAUGAAGCUGGUGAAUUUUACCCAGUAGAGCUGAUGCAGAUUUUGGCUUCAAUCCAGCAGAGCACUUAAGCACAUGCUUAAUUAUAAGCAAGUGACAUAAAGCAAUUUAGUUAAACACGUGUUUAAGUGCGUUGCUGGACUUUAUUUAGAGAAACGUGGAAAAGUUGGUAACCCCUACAAGAGAUGAAGUUGAGAAAUGCACGAGAAGCUGAGACACAGUCAAAGUUGUGAAGGCGCAGACAGUUUGGGCGGAGAGCUACUCCAAGGAAGGCGCGGGCUUGAAGAAGCUUUGGCCUCUAGCGAUUCUCCAAAUUGUUUACUGCGUGGGGUCACGGAGGACACCACGAUCGCCGAGGUUACAGCACUGAAAACCCAUCCUCGGGCCUUCUCGAGGGGUUGGGAGGCCCCGGUAGUUGCACGGCCACUACCUCCGUGAGCGCACCGGGUGCCGCGGGGCCUCCCGCCCCGGCCCACCCCACACGCUGCCUCAGAAGGGCCCGGCCCCACCCGCGAGCGAGGCGGGGGGCUCGGGGCUCACUUCAGCCCCCUCCUCCCCAGCAACCACCGUGGCCGCGCCUCCCCUCAAGGAACCCCCCCUUCUCCCCCCGGAGAUGAAGCCGCUGGAACAACCCCGGAGGGGUGGAGGGAGCACCCCCAUCCCCUCACCCGAGGCCCAAAGGGCCUUUCCCGUCCCCUCCGGGGCUUCCCACGGCCGCGCCAGCCUCCUGACCCGCGCAUAACCCUGCCCGCCGGCACCGCCCGCCCCGGCCCCAGCGGGAGGGCCCGGCCCGGCCUGGCGCGGCGCUGCCCGGCUCCGCUCCGCUCCCCUCUCCUCUCUUCUCUUCUUCUUCUUCUUCCUCCUCUUCCUCCUCCUCCUCGCUCCGCUGCUCCGCCGCGCCCGGGCGCCCGCCGGUCCUCCGAGCGCGCUUCCCAUGCUGCACCGCGGCGCGGCGGCGCUCUGGCCGGGCUGUCGCUGUCACCGCCAGGAGGAGGCUGAGGGAAGGCGCCGCUCGCCCCGCCGGAGCAGGAAGGAGCCGCCGCCGCCGCCAACUUCCCCCCGGCCUCGGCCUCCCCUCCCCCGCCGCCGCCGCUGCCUCCCCUCCCCCGCGCCCCGCCAUGCCCGGGGCCGCGGCACGGGCACUCUGAGCCGCCGCCGCCGCGCCCCGGCACGGCCCGCCUUCUCUUCGCAGCUCUGCGGCCGGUUAUUGCACUUAAGAAUGAACAUUGAAGACAAGCUGGGAGGAUUAUUUCUUAAAUGUGGUGGCAUAGACCAAAUGCAGUCAUCCAGGGCUAUGGUAGGGAUGGGUGCAGUAUCUGACCAGUCUGGAGUAUCGGGAGAACGGCAAGAGGCAGUGCUUCAAGAUCGGACUAUGGCGCACCAAGAAAUUCUUGCAACAGAUGAAGUGUUACAAGAAAGUGAACUUCGACAGCAAGAGAUGAUUUCACAUGAUGAACUCAUGGUCCAUGAGGAGACGGUAAAAAAUGAUGAUGACAUGGAUACACAAGAUAGACUUCCUCAAGGGCUGCAGUAUGCUGUUAAUGUCCCUAUCAGUGUAAAGCAAGAAAUUACCUUUACUGAUGCAUCUGAACAACAGAAACGAGACAAAAAACAAAUACGAGAGCCAGUAGAUUUGCAGAAAAAGAAGAAAAGAAAACAGCGUUCACCAGCAAAAAUCCUUACAAUAAAUGAGGAUGGAUCACUUGGUGUGAAAACCCACAAAUCUCAUGUUUGUGAGCAUUGCAAUGCUGCCUUUAGAACCAACUACCAUUUACAGAGACAUGUCUUCAUUCAUACAGGUGAAAAACCAUUUCAGUGCAGUCAGUGCGACAUGCGUUUCAUACAGAAGUACCUGCUACAGAGGCAUGAGAAGAUUCAUACUGGUGAAAAGCCAUUUCGUUGUGAUGAAUGUGGUAUGAGGUUUAUUCAGAAAUAUCACAUGGAAAGGCACAAAAGAACUCACAGUGGAGAGAAGCCUUACCAGUGUGAAUAUUGUUUGCAGUAUUUCUCCAGGACUGAUCGUGUGCUGAAACAUAAACGUAUGUGCCAUGAGAACCGCGACAAGAAACCGAACAGAAGUGCCACGAAAGUUGGCUUUUUGCCAUCAGAGGAAGAUUCUGGUUUCUCUACGCCUAUGAAAGACAGCUCCUUGCCAAAGAAGAAAAGGCAGAAAACCGAGAAAACAAAAUCAGGGGAUAAGGAAGGUACAGAUAAAUCAGAACAGAAGAAGGACAAAAAUGACUAUUUGCCUUUGUACUCUUCUAGUACUAAAGUAAAAGAUGAGUAUAUGGUAGCGGAAUAUGCUGUUGAGAUGCCACAUUCUUCAGUCAGUGGAACGCACUUAGAAGAAGCAAAUUCUGGAGAAAUACACCCACCUAAGCUCGUUCUCAAAAAAGUUAACAGCAAGAGGAGUCUGAAACAGCCACUUGAGCAAAGUCAAACCAUUUCACCUUUAUCUACAUAUGAAGACAACAAGGUUUCAAAGUAUGCCUUUGAUCUUGUGGAUAAGCAAAGUUUACUGGACUCUGAAGGUAAUGCUGACAUUGAUCAAGUUGACACAUUACAGGAAGGGCCCAGUAAACCUGUACACAGCAGCACUAAUUAUGAUGAUGCAAUGCAGUUUUUAAAGAAAAAGAGGUAUCUACAAGCAACUAGUAAUAACAGUAGAGAAUAUGCCUUGAAUGUAAGUACCAUAGCAUCUCAACCUUCGGUAACACAGGCAGCUGUGGCCAGUGUCAUUGAUGAAACUGCUACAGCCUCAAUAUUAGAUACACAGGCACUGAAUGUUGAAAUUAAAGGUAACCAUGACAAAAAUGUCAUUCCAGAUGAGGUACUGCAAACUCUGUUAGAUCAUUAUUCACACAAGGCUAAUGGACAACAUGAGAUAUCUUUCAGUGUGGCUGACAGUGAGGUGACCUCCAGUAUAUCAAUCAAUUCUUCUGAAGUAUCUGAGGUCACCCAAUCUGAGACAGUUGGAACAAGCUCUCAAGCUUCCUCAUCAGAUAAAGCUAGUAUGUUACAAGAAUAUUCAAAGUUUUUACAACAAGCAUUGGACAGAACUAGCCAAAAUGAUGCCUAUUUGAACAACCCGAGCCUUAAUUUUGUGACUGAUAACCAGACUCUUACAACCCAGCCAGCAUUUCCUUCCAUGGAGAAGGUCUACACAUCCAUACCCGUCAAUAGCUUUCGAUCGGGAAUGAACUCUCCAUUAAGAACAACUCCAGACAAGUCUCAUUUUGGACUAAUGGUUGGUGAUUCUCAGCACCCUUUCCCCUUUUCAGGUGAUGAGGCAAAUCAUUCUUCCUCCUCCUCUACACAGGACUUCUUGGAUCAAGUAACUUCUCAGAAGAAAGCAGAGGCACAGCCUGUUCAUCAAGCAUAUCAAAUUAGCUCCUUCGAGCAGCCCUUUAGAGCUCAGUACCAUGGGGCAAGAGCUGGAAUAUCAUCUCAGUUUAGCACUGCCAAUGGACAGGUGAACCUUCGGGGACCAGGGACAAGUGCUGAUUUCCCAGAAUUUCCCUUGGUAAAUGUAAAUGAUAGCAGAGCUGGGAUGACUUCUUCACCUGAUGCCACAACGGGCCAGACUUUUGGCUAAGAAAUAUUUGUAAAUAAUACUGGCACUUUAGAACACAUUUGUCAAAAGGGGGUUGCUCUGUGUAAGAUGGAGUUCUGUACAGCUUUUAAGAGCGCUAUGUUAAAACAGAAGUAAGCUGACAUUAGCAAGACCAAUAACUGCUUUCUUUUCCUUUUUUUUUUUUUUUUUUUUUUUUUUUUUCUUCCAGUUAGUCACCAGUCAUUGAACUGGCUGAUGUUGGUGCCCCUAUCAAAGCCAGUUUAUUAUUCACUUGUUUGAAUCCAGAAAAUAUUUUACCUUCUAUGAAAUUUAAAAUUAACAAAAUCCCCAGGUAAGACUUUCCCCAAUGAUUGUUUCCCUACUGGUUUCCUUGUAUGCUUGCUUUGGGAGGACAGUUUAUUGUCUGAAACUAUUUGUAUUGUCAUUUCUAGGCUUGUCAGCAUAGUCAUUGCUCUUCAUCAGGGAAUCAACAUAUACUAAACACACAGAAUAAACAAUAAGUUUCAAAGUCAAGCAAAUAUGCCUUUAAAAGAUGGCAUUUUCUAGAAAAAUAAUCUUUCUUCCAUCUCUCAAAAAUAAUUUUAGACCAUGGGCCCUUUAUUUCUGCUUUGCAUUACCUUGAGUUGUGUUUGGAGGAAAAAAUAAAUUCUGAUAGACUAACUCUACUAUUUAAAAGUCUAAUUAAUUUAAAAUACUUUAAACACUUUUUUAAGCAAAAUGCCUAACUGCUAAAGCCUUUACUUCAUUCCUGAAGUAAUGUGUAUUUCUUUGUACAGCUGAAUCUAGAUGUAACUUUUUAAUGACUUUUUCAUAUGCAGAUAUCAAGAUUUUGAAGUUUUAGUUAAAAUACCCUGUAGAUGACAUUCCCAAUUGCAUAAUGCUUACACAAACUGUGUAUUCCAAGAUUUAAAAGCUUAAUUGUACCUUACCCUGCAUACUCAUAAUGAUUAACAUAGAGCACUUAGUCAACUUGAUAGUUUUUGAUUUCUCAACAAAUAAAACCAUUGUUAGAUUUUUAGGUUUGAUACGGUUGCAUCAUUUUCAUCUCAUAGACCUCCAAUAAUUCUUUUCAAUAUACUUGAGAUUGGAUAUUCUUAGCUUAUGUAAAAACUGUUUUAAUUCUCUGUCUAGAAUUUUGACAAUUCAGAUCAUUACAUUUGUUGAAGUAUCCCUGAAAGCUGAAGAAGUGGGCAUUCAAAUUCCUUAUCUUUUUAGUGUUUGCUUGGUGAAAGUCAUUACAGUUUUACCAACCAAAACUGCUGAAUAAUGCUAGCGAACAGGAUUUCUUUUUCCAGCAUAGGAGAGUGAUCAGAAGUUUUUGUUGCAUUUCACAGUAUAAAUAAACUACAAAGUUUAUCCCUGUACCAUGAAUAUGUUUUUUUGAAUAGUACUUUGUCUUGAAGUAUACAGUAUGGUACGAUAAGUAGUUCUGUGUGCAUUUUUAAGGUGGUAAGAUUUGAGUAGCAUAACUAUUGUGUAGUUUAAGUUAACAAGUUACAGAUUUUUGAACUGUAUGUUCAUUCUAUUGCACCUUCCCUAAAGGGACACUGUCUAGUAGUUUAAGGCAGUUUAAGCCUAAUGUAGGCUGAUUAACCAGGGAAAAACACACACACACACACACACACACAUAUAGGUAUGUAUGUAUAUGGUGGUUUGUUUGUUUGUUUUAUUUUUUAAAUAGGAUUGCAUACAUCCUUUUAACAGCACUAUUGCUAGCUGGUAUCUAUCUCUCAGAUGAAGCGAUCAGCUAGGAGAAAAGACUUAAUCUCAAGGGGCUAAAAUUUAUCCUGUCUUUUAAAAAAGGACUUGAGCAGGACACAGAACAGUUCCCACCUCUUCCCAAAGCAGUAGGAAUAUUUUUCUUCAUUUUCACUACUAGGAAACUGAUCCCACUCUGUCUCUUUUUCCUUAUGGUAGAGCUAUUACAGCACUAACUUCUCUUGGUACUGCUGAGGGAGAAAGUGUAUUUAUUAUCCAUAGCUUGCUUCUUAUAUUAACAUGGAAUGCAUUUUUAUGUGAACUUCUUACUUAAUACUUUUGUAUAAGAGAACGGGUUCUGUUUUGAUUCAUUGACCCUGUGUAUAAUAUAGGAAGGUGUUUCAGCGUGCUAUGACUUGCCAGUAAUUUUGUCUGAGUAUUUGGCCCUAAGCUGGGAAGAAUGAGCAUCAAGGGAGAAAAGUAAAUUCCUUAUGGAUUAUUAAUGAUCCAUGUCAAAAAAUGUAUUUGAAAAAAUAUUUUUAAACUGAUUCAUCUGUCUGUUUUUUCUUCCCUUAUGGUCAGUUCUGUUUUUUGAUUUUCUAUUCUAUGUUGCACAAACUUAAUACAUAAGGCCCCUAUAUCCCAGGAAGCCAUCUCUUGUAACUCCUGUUUCAUUUUCAGUGUUUCAUUUCCAUGACGUCCUAGCUUGUGCUGCCUGGAUAAUACUGUGUUGGCAUCUUUGUCCUGUUGUUGCAAGUGGAUGGCCAUUAAUAGUACUCUGUUAAAUGCAACAAGCAGCAAAGGCCAAAAAACCAACCUAACAAACAAAAGACUAGGUUAUUAAUGCACUUCUCUGGCCUCAUAAGGAGGUAAGAGGAGUAAAGCCUCCUUUUCCCGAAGGAGAUUAACUCAACUUUAUUUUGAAAAGUUACUGCACUGAUACUCUACUGUGAGAAAGCAACUGAGGAGUAGGAGAGAGUAGCUCUCGCUCCUCCAUGCCAUCUUCACACUUAGGAAUCACUACUUGAGUGCAUGAGGGAUUAAACUGUUGUACAGAGUGAAGGAACCUGCUCUUCCCUGGAGCAAAGUGGGAAUUAUCUGAGGAACUGCUGGUCUUUACACCACAUCUCACUCUCUAGCCUGCAGCUGAGCUGUUACAGCUGUACUCUGUGCCUUAGGACAGGUUGUGGAGUCCCCGCCUAGCCCACAGGGACUAUCUCGCAGGGUUCUUCCACAGGUACAAUUGAGGUGGCAGUGUGAGUAGUUGCUCCACUGAUACUUGAACCUUUCUGUAUUGGAGGAAUUAACCAAAUAUACUGCUAUGAUUUCCUGAGUACAUGCACUUUCAUUCUGGAGUAAGUGUGUAUGUAGUUCUGAGAGUUUUAACUAUGUAAAAAACUCUUGCUUGUUUAAUAAUUACAUUAUUUAAUAGCAUUUCCCACUGCUCAUGUUUUGCUGCUUUUAAUCUGCUGCAGAUGCACACUCUUCAUUUUGAUCUGGUCAGUGUUCAUUUUUGUUAGUUUUCCAUGUAUGUCUGGAAAAAAGCGACUUUGGUUUUCUGUUCUGUUCUUGUACUGAUAUUGUUCAGUUGGUCAGCGCAAGGCUGGGGUGAGCAUUUAUAUUCCACAGAGCUAACAACAGACAUUCCUACUUAAAGGUCAUACAAGGACUAAAUGUGUGUGUGUGUGUAAGGUGGAAUUUUUAUUUUUUGGGGAUAUCUCCUAGUCAUAGAGCAAUGAUGAUUUUAAAAAAGAGGAAAUUGAUGACAUUUAUUACCAAACUAUAUAUAUAUAUAUACACACACACAUAUAUAUAUACACACACACAAUGUGUGUGUGUAUAUAUAUAUGCACAUAUUAAUAGGCCAUAUUUUGGUCCUAAAUUACUUGACAGUGUCCCUUUCAGCAUGAAUCCUUUGAUAUGUUUUACCAUUAAUAUAACAGACAAUGGAGGAGUCAGCUUGUAAUGGUAUACUAAUAGGCAUUUCCAUUUUCUUCAUUUGAUUUGAGAAUGAAUUAAUCAUAAAUUACAAGGUUUGGGCAGAAGGAUUAACCGUGUGUAUUACUGUAUGUUGGUUUACAAAUAACAACCUAAACAAUUUAAAUUGGAUGAUAAAAGAACUGUUUAUGAUCUUGUGUCUCCUAGUGUUGUUUUUAGGAAAAUUAUGUUUCAAGAAGAAAAUAGGACAGGAAAGUAUUCAUGUGAAAUAACACCUGUAUUAUUUUUAUAUUGUACUUGUCAGUUUUUUGGAUGAUGGGAGCUUUUAAUUGUUAAUUGAGAAGUACAGUAAAAUCUUGCUAAUUCGCUGACCGCUAAUCAGAGCAUCCAAUAGGUUUAUACAUCCCUGGUGGUCUCUUCCCCACCUCUCUGCAAUGGUCUAAAAAGUACUGUAGUGAGGUCUCAUAUUAGUAGUACUGUACUACUUCACCCAAGUAUACCAUAGAAUCUAUAUGAGUAUACUGGGAGGUACAAGAAGUAUUGAAAGCUAAAUUGCAGUUGUCAAAAUAAAUGAACAAAUUACAUUUUGUGAUGUGACAUCCUUGCUUUUAUUGCCUGCUUCUUCACUAUUUUCAAAAUUGUCAUUUUGUAAAGGGUUCUGAGGCUUUGCUGCGAAUUAUUGGGGUUCUACUGUAACUUUUGGCAUUUAUUCUAGAGUAUUCGUGUUCUCCUAUGAAAGCUUUCCACUUGGACAGAUACAUUAUAUUCCAUGCUUGUUCAGAAUAUUUUUAUAGUAUUUGUAUCAUAUGUAGUAACUAUUUGAAAUGAACCAGAAUAUUUGGAUGAAUCCACUCUGAAUUUUGCAGCAUUGGAUUACUUUAUGUAUGUAUAUUUCCUAACUAAAUUUUCUUGGUUUUGAGAGCUUUGAUUUUUAUUCUUCUUCAUUUGCUUGUUUUAAUACCAUUACAAAUUGCAGGGGAAAUCCUAAUACUCCUGGGAAUCCAUUUGGAAAUUCUAACAGGCAGAAAUAUGCUUAUGCUGUUGGUACCAGUACACAUGUGAACUUUCAAAUUACAUGGUUGGUACUGAAGCAAAUGAAUAAUAUUACAGUUUCCUAGUGUUAAAUGUUUUACUAAAAUGAAGCCUUGUAACUUUGAAAGUUCAUUCAGCUUAUGGUAAUGCAUGUUUAUGUUAGGCAUGUAAUGCAUUUAGCUAAAACUUAAUUUGCAAAGGACAAGUACUAAGAAAGUACUAUUGCUAAUGGAAAGAAAUGUCUUUAAGUUAAAUUUUAAACUUUUGUUCAGUUUUAAAUUGCUUUGUGUCAGGGAAAUAAAUUUAUAGUCGCUUUUGUCCUACUCGGCAUAUAAAACCCUAUGUUUCCUUUUUAAAAUUAGAUCUUUUGGUAGGAAACACAAACUGAGGCAAGCAAACAUUUCUAAGAGUUGUUUCUUGCUUUCCUUAAUCCAAUGGAUGGAAAGGUAAUAUUGUGUAAACAACAUUAUUUUAUUUUUUUAUGCAAUAUCAUGCUGUAAAUAUGAUUUAUCAAAUAAGGAUGUACCUAUGAUUGAAUCUUUGAUUCUGCACAGCUAGAGUUUAUAUAUAAAUAUAAAUGUGUCUUGACAAUCAAGGACUUAUGUCAGUCUUCCUUUAUGACGUUUCUUAUUGUUAUGCAUUCCAUUUGUUUGACUUGAGUAUUUGUAUUGUCUGUAAAGUGUGUAAUGUUUUUAUAGCUUGUUUAAAAAACAAACAAAAAAAACCUGUAAAUACAUAGGAACUGAUCACAGUACCGUUCUGUUAGGAGGCAUAUGAUGAUGUACUGUUUGUGAGCAAUAAUACAUGACAGUGCUAUCUUUACAAGUAGCAUAAGGAUAAGUUCCAAAAAUACCUUUGGGAGUUAAUAGCCUUGUUUGAGUUAAUGAAUAUUCUUAAUAAUUUUUUUUAUAAAUAAAUUCAGAUGUCCUCCUGCUGGAGUAUAUAACAUUGUUUACACAGCACAAUUUCAGUUGCAGAGGGGACAGUCUUUAGAUCUAUGGCUUCAUCUGUACACACUUUGAGUAAGAAACGAAUGGCUUGGCUGCACUUCUGCAAGAUGAGGAAGACUGCAAAAGUUGAAUAGCUGUGUCUCUAAAGGAUGAGAGAUACUAUUCUGCUUCUGUGCUGAUUCCUGACAAUUCCUCUACUUAAAUUUGGAGUCUUUAAGUCCUGAUACUGAACUGAUGAGACUUGGGCCUCCAGUAGAAAGGAGUAGUUCUGUUCUUAUUUCAUAUGCAGAUAAACAGUGAACUUGCAAGUCACCUCUUCAUUUGAGUUGCAUAUUUUUCAAAUUACGAGCUAUGAGAUGAUAAGAUGGGUUUAUUCCAAUAAAUAAACUAAAUGUCAAACUUAUAGUUUGAAUUGAAUAGGUAUUAGACUGUACAGAGCAGCAUAACUAUUUGAACAGUCAUCACUGCUUUAGAACCCCCUACCCCCAAUUUAUAAAUGUAUAUUACCUACAUUUUAUAGGAAAAAAAAUGUUUUUAAAUGCUAGUCAUUUAUAUAAUAUGUGCUUUGAAGGAUUUGCUAGUCCACUUCUGUCACUUUUAGUACACUGGUAUCUUUUAUAUGUAAUGUAUGCUUUUUAUUAUUAUUAAUAUUAUAAUUAUUAUUAUUAUUAUUAUUGUAGUAAAGCAUUUCAGUAGGAGGAAUUUUGCAACAGUAUGAGGGGUUGAAAUUUUCAUUGUCAGAAAUGAAUUAUACUGGACUUUCUCUGUGUAA